UGAUAGUAGAUGUAAAUACAAGCAGUUGGUUGUAAACCGGGUUGCGACUAUUGACCUAUGCUCGUUGGGGUUUCUUACCAGCUCAGUGUCAGUCGACAAAAACGUAACUAUUUGGAGUUAAUAACUGGAAUUUUCCUCAAACGUCAACUUGUAUACUGGCUACCUAACCCCACGUAACCGUUCUGUCAGUACAGUUUAUAGCGUUGUAAAAUACGCCACAAUGCACGAGGACUUAAAAUGGAGUAGGACCGGACCGGACUUCAGACUUUGAAACAUGUCAAUGAGUUAAAAAGUAGGUGUGUGUAUGUGUACGUAACGUAACCGUAACUACACCAGCCCUGCGGUCUGCUUUAGCUAGCCUUUUGCAGCUGUAAGCGGUCGAUGGAUUUCCAAAACCUUUGCACUUUUGACACUUUUAAGCAGCUGUGGAGUCACUACGGUUAUCAUGGGGAAAACUUACAAGAAGUGAUUAAGCGGGAGUUCACACGGAUUAAAGGAACAACAUAUCUGGAUCAUGCAGCAACUACUCUGUACCCAGAGUCUCUGGUCAGGGACUACUUCCAGGACCUUUCAAGAAAUGUGUACGGAAACCCACACAGCCAUAACCCCAGCAGCAGAUUGACACAUGACACAGUGGAGAGGGUCAGAUACAGGGUAUUGCAGCAUUUUAACACCACCCCUGAGGAGUACUCUGUGAUUUUCACUGCUGGUUGUACAUCCACACUCAAAUUAGUUGCUGAGAGCUUUCCCUGGAGGCGACAGACUGAGAGCAAAGCGGGGAGUCAUUUCUGCUACCUCACUGACAGCCAUACCUCUGUAGUUGGCAUAAGAGGACUGACUUCUGGCCUGGGGGUAGUAGCCUUGCCUGUCUCCCCACAAGAAGUGGAAAACAAAGCAAAGGAUGUGGCUCAAGGUGAAGAUGUUAUUUGCGAGACGCCGCACCUGUUCUGCUACCCAGCACAGAGCAACUUCUCUGGGAAGAAGUAUCCCCUUAGCCAUGUGAAAGGCAUACAGACGAGACACCUUUACCCAGCAUGUGACCACCAAGGCCGCUGGUUUGUGCUGCUUGAUGCAGCCUCUCAUGUCAGCUGUUCCCCUCUAAACCUACAGGAGUGCCCUGCUGAUUUCAUUCCCAUCUCAUUCUAUAAGAUGUUUGGCUUCCCCACAGGUCUGGGGGCCCUUCUUGUCCGUAAUGACGCAGCAGGCAUGCUAAAAAAGACUUAUUUUGGAGGAGGCACAGCAGCAGCUUACCUUUCUGGAGAAGAUUAUUAUGUGCAGGCAGCAAACAUUUCUGACAGAUUUGAAGAUGGGACUGUGUCUUUCUUGGACAUCAUUGCUGUUAAUCAUGGUUUUGACACUCUUUACAGGCUCACAGGGGGCAUGCACAACAUUCAACAGCACACGUUUGGCUUGGCACGCUACACUUACAUGCUGCUGUCAAGUCUUUGCCAUGGCAACGGGCUACCAGCUGCUCAGAUAUACUCCGAAGGCCAGUUUGAGAGUCCAAUCACACAGGGCGCAAUCCUAAACUUCAACCUCAAGGAUUGUUAUGGACAGAUAAUUGGGUAUUCUCAGGUGGACAGAAUGGCCAGUUUGUACAAUAUCCAUGUGCGCACAGGUUGCUUCUGCAACACCGGGGCCUGUCAGUCCUUCCUCGGGAUCACCAAUCAGCAGAUGAGGAGAAACCUGCUGGCUGGCCACGUCUGCGGAGACAGCAUCGACCUGGUGGACGGCCAGCCGACCGGAUCUGUACGCGUGUCCUUUGGCUACAUGUCGACAUUUGAAGACUGUCAAAAGUUCCUGAACUUUGUUGCCGAGUGCUUUGUAGAGAAACCAGUCACAGUGGACCAAGUGAGAAUAGAGAAGUUAAAAACAGCCACAGCAGCAUCCCCGGACGCAAAUGAAUAUCUUCCAAUCAAAAUCCCUAAUGGAGAAAUAUGUAAAGUAGAUGAGAAGGAGAGCCCUACAGAAGCAUCACUGCGGGGAUUUGGACACAGAGACUCAAACAGCCACAAGGAAGCUUAUACUCUGACCAACAUCUACAUAUAUCCCAUCAAAUCAUGUGGACCCUAUGAGGUCAACGACUGGCCGGUGGGACCGCUGGGUUUACUGUAUGACAGAUGCUGGAUGGUGGUGAAUGGAAACGGCGUGUGUCUGAGUCAGAAGAGAGAGCCGCGUUUAUGCCUCAUUCACCCACGAGUCCACCUGCCCUCAAACAAAUUGCUCCUGCAGGCGUCAGGGAUAGAUACCAUUUCGGUUCCCCUGGAAAACAACACUCAAGUGCGCACAAGCUAUCGGGUGUGUCAGAGUAAAGUUUGUGGUGACAGGGUGGAGACUGUCGACUGUGGGGAUGAGGCUGCAUCAUGGCUUUCACACUUCCUUGGACAGCCAUGCCGCCUGAUAAGACAAAGUCCUGAUUUUACCCGAGACAUGAAGAAGAGGCCUAGUGGAGGAACCGAAACAACCGCCACCUCGGCGUCCCUCUCCCUGGUAAAUGAAGCUCAGUAUCUCAUGAUCAACCGUGCCAGUGUGGAGCUCAUUCAGAAACUAAUGAGCAGCAGGCAGGACAACUCCGAGGGCGAGCUGAUGCUCCUUGACACACAGAAUAUCAUUAGCCGCUUCCGAGCCAAUUUAGUCAUCGCGGGAGUAGAACCCUUUGAGGAGGAUAAUUGGCCACACUUGAUUAUUGGCAACACUCCGUUCAUGUUUGCAGGUCAGUGCGGAAGGUGUCAGAUGAUUGGAGUGGACCAGGAGACUGGGACCAAAACAAAAGAGCCACUAACGUCUCUAGCGGCCUACCGCAAUGGGAAGGUCACUUUUGGUGUGUACCUGACCCAUCAGCUACCAGAAGGCUCCACUGAAGCCAGUGUCCUCUCAGCUGGUUCCCUGAUACAGCCAGAGCCACACAGUUCUUGAAGUAGUCAUCUGCAUCAUCCUCUUUUAUUUAUUUUUGCCGACGUCUUUGGUCUAAAGCACCCAUUUCUGCGCUGCACAUCCUAAAGAUCACCUGUCAAACGCUGAUGCUGCUCUUCAAUUUGUCUGCGUGGCUUUUGUCCUCUUAAUUGACCAUUUCAUACCCUGGCAUUCAGAUUGUAUUCCAUCCAAGUCUGUUUUGAUGGGAAAUGAAAUGAGAUUUCCAGAUUUCUUUUACCCCCCAAUGGUUAAAUUCUUAAAAUGCGCGCCAUAAAGUGUAUUUAAUUGGAUGACAAAAUUAUAAUUUGAAUAUAUUACUGUUACUUUAGCCCAAACAUUUCAGGCUUGAGCCAAUAAUCGCUGCUCAUGUUAACCUCCCCACAGUUAUUCCUCUGUUUAUUCCCAUGGAUGCUUAUAUUGCUAUUUAUUCCAAACACACCAGCGCUGUUACUGCUGCCACAAAUCUUUAAUAUAUUGCUCCCUGUAAUGGAAAAACCUAGCAGACACUCCGUCUGGUGGUGUAUGCUCUCAACGUGGUGCACUGCAGACUUGGACAUCAGCUGGAAUGCCAGAAAAAAAUGUAAUAUCUUAUUCACCAGAAAUAAUGUGCUUAGAGUGACAUGCUUGUACCAGGGUUUCCAUGGGGUCUUAAAAAGUCUCAAAUUAACUGAAGUAUUGUGUUCUAGGUCUUACAUUUUUUGAAACCGGUCUUAAUUUUCCUACGUCCAUGUAACGCUACUUCUAAUGCUUUUUUUU
Messenger RNA from Etheostoma spectabile (orangethroat darter), 3669 nucleotides. RefSeq names its product molybdenum cofactor sulfurase (gene mocos). The record is from RefSeq and is a predicted model, not a curated record. Gene Ontology annotation, biological process: Mo-molybdopterin cofactor biosynthetic process. The transcript has 15 exons. NCBI's taxonomy places the organism in Eukaryota, Metazoa, Chordata, Actinopteri, Perciformes, Percidae. Gene Ontology annotation, molecular function: molybdenum ion binding; pyridoxal phosphate binding; molybdenum cofactor sulfurtransferase activity. Bases 382 to 2916 code for a protein of 844 amino acids.